Molecule: messenger RNA, 2811 nt
Organism: Oncorhynchus mykiss (rainbow trout)
Lineage: Eukaryota; Metazoa; Chordata; Actinopteri; Salmoniformes; Salmonidae
Source: RefSeq, a predicted model, not a curated record
GCACAGUCCUAGAUUGCACCUCAGGGAACGAGGAGGACUUUGGUGCAGCUUUCAGUCGCAAGAUUCUUUCUAUUAUCAGUCCGUGCUCAGUCUUGCAAGGGAAUACAUCAGCUCCUCGACUCUCCUUGCCGUUUGGGUUUAAGGCAGAAAUCCAGGAGACACCAUGGGAGGCAAGCUGAGCAAGCGGAAGAAGGGGUACGAUGUCAGCGACCCAAAGGACAAGAAGGAGGAGAUUACUGUGGCUGCUGUGAGUGCCGUUGAGGCCGUGACCCAUGUUGUGGAGAGCAAAGCACCAGCUCCGGUCGCUAAGUUGGCAGCGAAGACUGCUCCUAAAGUGUCUGCUGCGGUGGAGGGAGCAGUGGAGUCGACAGUGGUAGCCAUCACAGAAGCGACAGAAGAGGCACUGUCAGCUAUAGAGGCCGUGGCCAAGGGGGCCACCGCAGAGCCAGCGGCUGUACCAGAUGAACCUGUGGCAGCACCGGCAGAACCAGCGCCAGCAGCAGAAGAACCAGCGACUUCAGAAGAACCAGCCACAGCACCAGAGGACCCAGCGCCAGCUGCAGCACCAGAAGAACCUGCAGCCUCAGGAGAGCCAGUGGAUGCACCGGAAGAACCUGCAGCAGUAGCAGAGGAACCAGCCGCAGCACCAGAAGAACCUGCAGCCCCAGAAAAGCCAGUGGCGGCACCGGAAGAGCCUGCGCCAGCAGCAGAAGAACCGGUGGCUUCAAGAGAACCAGCUGCAGCACCAGAGGACCCAGCGCCAGCUGCAGCACCAGAAGAACCUGCAGCCUCAGAAGAGCCAGUGGAUGCACCGGAAGAACCUGCAGCAGUAGCAGAGGAACCAGCCGCAGCACCAGAAGAACCUGCAGCCCCAGAAAAGCCAGUGGCGGCACCGGAAGAACCUGCGCCAGCAGCAGAAGAACCGGUGGCUUCAAGAGAACCAGCUGCAGCACCAGAGGACCCAGCGCCAGCUGCAGCACCAGAAGAACCUGCAGCCUCAGAAGAGCCAGUGGCAGCACCGGAAGAACCUGCAGCAGUAGCAGAGGAACCAGCCGCAGCUCCAGAAGAGCUUGCAGCUCCAGAAGAGCCCGUGGCAGCACCGGAAGAACCUGCAGCAGCUGAGGAACCAGCGGCAUCACCAGAGGAACCUGCGGCAGCACCAGAGGAACCUGCGGCAGCAACAGAUAAAACAGAGGCACCGGAAGAACCAGCGGCACUAAAGGAACCAGCGGCUGCACCAAAAGAGCCUGCAGUGGAAGAGCCUGUACCAGAAGAGCCUGUACCAGAAGAGCCUGCAACAGCACCAAAAGAACUUGCACCAGAAGAGCCUGCAGCAGCCCAAAAACAACCUGCACCAGAAGAGCCUGCAGUAGCACCAAAAGAGCCUGCAGUGGAAGAGCCUCCAUCAGAAGAGCCUGCGGCAGCACCAAAAGAACCUGCACCAGAGGAGCCUGAGGCAGCACCAAAAGAGCCUGCACCAGAAGAGCCUGUGGCAGCCUCUGUGGAGCUAGCUGCAGCACCAGAAAAUGCUUCUGAGGCUACAGAACAAGCCACAGAAGUGACAGCCGAGAUUACAGACACUACAGAACCAGAGCCUGCCGCUCCAGAGCCUGAAACAGAGACUGUUACAGGGAAGGCCCCAGAAACUGAGGCUGUGGUCGAGGCACCAGUAGAGGCAGAAGCAGCUUCACCCGCCCCGGAGGAGGAGCCUGCAUCAGUUGCAGAAGCCGUGUCAGAGUCAGCCACAGAGGCAGCCGCAGAGCCAGAGGCAGAUUCCAUCCCACAACCAGCCGCUGAAGAGCUCCCCCUACCUGUAGAAGAAUCCGUAGCAGAGCUUGAAUCUGAAGCUGCUGAUGCAGUAACUGAAGCAGCAGAGCCAGAUGCUGCCGACAUCGCAGAACCCAUCCCGGAGAUCAUCAUUUCAGAAUCUGCUGCACCUGCUGCUGCAGAGGAGGCCAGCGCUGAGCAAGAGGAGGCUGUGCUGGACAACAAGGAAGUUGUUUCCUCAGUGGAGGCUACUGCUGAGCCUUCUGCCCCUGAGGUCAAUGGGGAGUGUCAGGAGCAGGCGGUCGAGCCGGCUGCCGUGUCUGCCCCGGAGCCACAGCAAAAGGAAUGUGUCAAUGGCAUUGACAAGCCAGAGGAUGCCGUUGAGGUGCAAAGUUACUGCGAAUUAAAAAAGAACUUGAACCUGCCUGGCGACAUCCAGAUUCCUGAGGCAAUCGGUGAGGCAAUAAGUCAGGCUGUAGACUUGGUCUGAAGCUAAUAUAAAUGUGAUGUACCUAAUGAUCCGAAAAAACCUUCAACACAAGCUUCUGAAGAUAAAUAUAAAAAUGUCUGUUGUGGCAAACGAGUUUCCGAUUAACCAAAAGGAAAUACAACCACUCAAGUGUAGAGAGGGGGAGUGAGAUACAUGUAGGAAGAGAUGUGAGACAUGGAUGCAGUGUGCCCUACUGAGUCUUUGUGCCCCACAUGUCAUUGUAGAGGGGCGGCCUGUGUUUGCAGCAUUUGUGGUGAGAUGAAAGCCAGCGAAAUUUGAGGGAUGAGUAUAGGAAAACAGGACAACAGAGCAAAGAAACGUGACAUUGGAAAUGUUGAAUGGAAUGAAUAGUCUUGUCUUUGUGUGUGAGGCUGAUGAAUAUUAAAAAUGUUUUUUUUUUGGAAUAGUAUCCAAUAGUGAUCUAAUUUAGACAUAUCCUUUCCUUAACUAUAUGAAAAAAUAAUGGAUGAAAAGUUUUGGCCUUUUAUAGUGGUGCAAACAUUGAGGAAUGUUCAUUGAUGGCUUGGAGAAUAAAAAAAGACUGUUAUACCUGA